Messenger RNA from Centruroides sculpturatus (bark scorpion), 877 nucleotides. RefSeq names its product DNL-type zinc finger protein-like. The transcript has 2 exons. NCBI's taxonomy places the organism in Eukaryota, Metazoa, Arthropoda, Arachnida, Scorpiones, Buthidae. The record is from RefSeq and is a predicted model, not a curated record. Gene Ontology annotation, molecular function: zinc ion binding; protein-folding chaperone binding. Gene Ontology annotation, cellular component: mitochondrion. Gene Ontology annotation, biological process: protein folding; protein stabilization; protein import into mitochondrial matrix. The coding region runs from base 45 to 497 and encodes 150 amino acids.
CUGGCAACAUUGUCCCAUCGAGCGUAUUCCAUAAUAUCGCGACCAUGUGGAAGUUUAGUCGAUGUUUACUUCGGACAUUUAACAGGACUCGAUUUUAUUGUAGAUAUCCUAUUAAAGUCAAUACGACACUAGCACAGAAAAAUAAUGUGAAAUGCUGGAAAUUACCUACUCAUACUUUAAAUGUGAAACAUUAUUCUACAGAUAAUAUUACUGUUGGAAAAAUAGAUAAGAAACUGUUGUCAUUCAAAUGUAAAGUUUGUGAAACGAGAGUGACCAAAUUCAUAUCGAAGAUUAGUUAUGAAAAAGGCGUUGUGAUUGUUCGUUGUCACGGAUGUAAUAAUAAUCAUCUCAUUGCAGACAAUUUGAAUUGGUUCAGUGAUUUAAAUGGACUCAGAAAUAUUGAAGAGAUAUUAGCUGCCAAAGGAGAAUCGGUAAAUCGGCUUCCUUCGGAAGAUUUAGAAUUUAUUGAGAAAACUAUAAGUGAGGAAUCCAACUGAAUAUAAUAAUUGCUUUAAGUGUUUUCAACAUUCAUAAAAUUUGUAUAUAAAAAAUUUAUUUACAUUUGCUUUUAAUAAAAUAUUCAUUAAGUUUGAAGGAAUGAUUUUUAUUACAAACAAUUUCAUUAAAAAAAAUUCAAAUAUCAAAUUUUAUUAAAUUCUUGGAAAAAAUUAAAUAUGAACAACACAACCAACACCACAAAUAAUUUAGAAUUGUAUAUUAGUAACUGUAAAUAAGAAUGAGGCUAAUAUAUGUUAAUCACUCUUAUUAAAUAGUUUGAAAUUGCAUUAAUUAAUUAAGAUUUAUGAUUUUAGGCUAGCAAGUUUUAAAAUCAGUCUGCAGGAUUUCUCAGCUCUUUAAGUUGUCCAGUUUACCAAAA